CUCUUAAAAACGUACACAUUUAGCUGUCUUUGAUCCAUCAACACUAGUUUGUCAAAAACCUUUCUGGUGAAUUAAUAGACUGCAGGGAUUUCUGCUGGAGUCCAACACAUCACAACCGUUGUUUGGGGUCUUUGACGCGACCAAACCCGGGAAUCCCCCAAAGCUCCAUCCAGCCAAAGACGCACAGGGUUCAUUUUAAGCCCCCACCACCACCACCCACACCUUCCAUUUGAAAGCCGCCUCUCUACCGGGAGAGGAAGGCUCUUUUUCGGUCAGAUGGCGUGCUGCAGUCCGCCCCCGUCAUUCUCCAGCCCACACAGACAGCAAAAGGCAGCCAGCAACCAAUACGUUGCGCCGGAGGAGGAUUUCUGCCAGCGAUUCCGGCGAAAGGGAUUUACUACGACAAUCCGAGCCGCGGACAAGGACGGAGAGAGACUCACCUGGAAGGACUGCUCUGUGUUUAUUCACAACUUCAUUGAAUAAAAAAACAACAAAAAAAGGCUCUCCAGCGGUGUGCCAUGUCUUUGCCACGCACACUUGGGGAGUUGCAACUCUACCGGGUGCUGCAGAGGGCCAACCUGCUGGCCUACUAUGAGACCUUCAUCCAGCAGGGCGGUGACGACGUGCAGCAGCUCUGCGAGGCUGCGGAGGAAGAGUUUCUGGAAAUCAUGGCAUUAGUUGGCAUGGCCACCAAGCCACUGCAUGUGCGUAGGCUGCAGAAGGCUCUUCGAGACUGGGCGGCCAACCCAGCCCUUUUCAGCCAGCCAGUUGCCAAUGUUCCUCUGGCGGGCAUCCCACUGUUUAAGGUGGACGGGAUGGGGAUAAGCGGUGAGCCCAGGAAGUCUUUGAGUAACGGGCAGCCAGAGUCCCCCUGUGACAGAGAAGACCGGGCGUGUCUUACCCCGAUGCACAGUGGCAGUCCGAGGAGCCCCUGCUCCCAGGCUUCCCCACAACCUCCUGAGACACACUACAGAGAAAAGCUGUCCCCCUUGGACCCGCACUGGCUCAGCACCGAGCCGGACGCUAACGGUGCUCUGGCGUCAACCUCCGAAGUAGAAGAGGAGCCGCUCAGCCCGCCCAUGCUGUCAACAUGCCCUCCUGGCCCCUCCGUAUCUCCAGGGCCAUCUUUUACACCAACAGGUCUGUCGGCGUGGCCCGGAGGACAGCUGGACGCGGAGACGGUGAGGGCGGUGGCAGAGAGUGUUGACCGGCUCUUCAGGACCCUGCCCCGGUCGGAUUCUGCGGAGGUGAAGACUCUGCUGAGGAUGAACAAGAAAAUGUCAAAGACCGUGGGCCACAUUUUCAGCAUGGGGCCCCUGAACGCAAACAAAGAAGAGGAGAUCCGAAAAUACAGUCUUAUUUAUGGACGCUUUGACUCCAAGAGGAGAGAAGGCAAGCAGCUCACACAUCAUGAGUCAGUGUUUUCCCCUUUGCAGCUGAUCAUCAAUGAAGCUGCAGCCCAGUUCUGCAUGCGGGACAAUGCACUUCUGCUGAGGCGGGUGGAGCUCUUUUCUCUGGCCCGGCAGGUGGCCAGAAAGUGCGCAUACACCUCCACCCUAAAACAUGCGAGAUCAAAUGACGAGAACAGCAGCCUCUGUCAGAAGAGACUAAGACACCAGGUGAUCGUGUCCGAGAGCGCAUCCCCGCUCCUCGGAGCAGAGGGAUCCGAGAGCUCCACCCACAGAGCGGAUGAUGACAGCUUGUCUGCAGAAAAUCUAGACUGUGCACCUCAUGACGCCAGAACACAGAGCAACCACUCUCCAUCACCACGACCCCUCACUGACACCUCCAACCCUGCCAGCUGGAGCCGCCAUCUCAUACAGCAGACCUUAAUGGACGAAGGGCUGCGAUUGGCCAGGAUGGUGUCACAUGAUCGAGCAGGAAAGCUGGGUCUUGGGUUAGAAGGUCCUCACACAACAGACCAUGACAGUAAACCGGAGCGGCAGAGUUUGUUAACGGCGUGUAGGAGCAGUAGCCCCUGUGUCACCAAAGACUCACCCACCAGCUGCCACCCCCGGGGGAAAUGAAGCGCUCUGCACUCAUCGGGGAACUUGUGUUUGGGCGUCCACUCUAAUCCCGCCGUCCCACGGAGAGGUGCAACUCGUCCUUCGCCGACGUGCGGCGGACAGGGGCUUUCAAUUCAAGUCAAAACAGUAAAUGUGAGAAUUUACCAGCAUCACAUGUUGUUGACAAAUGAUGCAAAUUUGAUGUUUUAAUAUGUAGAAGGAUAGUAAACACUUAUCAGGUUUGAGUUCACUAAUUUAGCCAUUCAAAGAGGGAAUCGUAGACGUUUGGCGGUUCCAGCUGCUCGACACGACACCGAAAGGUUUUUCAGUCACUUUCAGCAUGUAACUUGUAAUGUCUUUACUCUCAGGAAACACAUUGAUGUUCUGUUCUUGUUAGAGGUCAGUGUAGUGAGCUCAGGUUAAUCUAUGUAGUCAUUUAGAAAAAGAAGUAUUUGGACCAGACAUAUAAAAAACAGCACAAAGAUCAGAGGUUUUUGGUUCUGCACUUGCCUUUUCAAACACACUUAGGUUAAUAAAAUUGCCAGGCCAUCCUUCCUUUUCACGGUCGUUUUACUCCCAUCUUCAGUUAAACCAGGGAUGUCCAAACCUUUUGCAAAGAGGGCCAACAAUUCACCCUGAACGAUUUUAAUAACUUUAAAUGCAAAUUAACUAUUUAUGAAUAUUUUAUUGCAUUGGCAUACUUUCCAUUUCUUCAUAUUGAAAAGAAAACACAUCUAGAUAGGUUUUUACCUAAAUUACUGCCAAUUUGUCCACUUUUGGCACAGUUUAUUCCCAAUUAGCUUGUUGUAGAUAGCAUAGUUAGUCCCUUUUCAUAUUGAACCCCUUGACAACAGUCACAGUCUCUUGGUAUAUUAGCCACACACGGUUGUUUCAUAUUUCACAAAAUUUUUUUGCUAAUUUCCCGUCUGACUGGAAGUCGUGUCCCUCACCGUCAACUUUUAAAAGAAUGUAGAAUUGACAUUUUAGAAAUAAUUAGAAGGUGUCACAGAAGGGUCCCACCACAGUACCCCAACCAGUUUACAACGGGUUACAACUAAUUUAGCCGACCACAAUCAAGAAAGUUUUUUGAAAAUAUUAUUGAGUUUAUGACAGGAGCAUGUGUUUGGCUUAAGGGUUGGACUUUGGACAUGCCUGACUUAAUCAAAGUGGGUUUUUUUCUUAGAAAACUAUCUACUGCUUCUUGUUUAACCCUUGUGCUAUCCUAGGCACUUUAACA
Messenger RNA from Oryzias latipes (Japanese medaka), 3243 nucleotides. RefSeq names its product NGFI-A binding protein 2 (EGR1 binding protein 2) (gene nab2). Gene Ontology annotation, cellular component: nucleus. The record is from RefSeq and is a predicted model, not a curated record. NCBI's taxonomy places the organism in Eukaryota, Metazoa, Chordata, Actinopteri, Beloniformes, Adrianichthyidae. Gene Ontology annotation, biological process: negative regulation of DNA-templated transcription. Gene Ontology annotation, molecular function: transcription factor binding; transcription coregulator activity.